Molecule: messenger RNA, 1371 nt
Organism: Lichtheimia ornata
Lineage: Eukaryota; Fungi; Mucoromycota; Mucoromycetes; Mucorales; Lichtheimiaceae
Exons: 3
Coding region: 1-1371 (456 amino acids)
Biological process (GO): carnitine biosynthetic process
Cellular component (GO): mitochondrion
Molecular function (GO): oxidoreductase activity
Source: RefSeq, a predicted model, not a curated record
AUGUCGCUUCGCUUCUUGGCUCGAUCCUUAUCAGCACCCCAUGCAGGCCCUGUUCGCAUCGGCAAUUUAUCCGGAACUCGUCGUGUCUUGCCUGCCAUGGCAACCCACUGGCACCAUCAAAUUCGAAGCGUCACCACAAACACUGCGGCUCAACCAAGCAAUACACAGGAAGCGACAACCAUUGUUUCGACUCGCAUCGAUGCUGAUAAUUUGCAUGUAAAGUGGCAACCUUUGGCGGCAAGUACGGUGAACGAGAGCGAUUACAGCUAUGUGUGGCUGCGCGACAAUUGCCAAUGUGGACAAUGCGUGCAUCCUAGCAACCGACAAAAACUCCAUUCCACUGCUGAUGUGCCGUUGGAGAUACAACCCGUGUCAGUGACAUUGAAGGAUUCUGUUGCUGAAGUUGUGUGGAACAUGCCUUUGCGACACCAACAACAAGGUGAACAGCACGUGAGCCAGUAUCCGAUCGAAUGGUUACAACGCUACGCUUCACGUGAAAACAGCGAGUUUUAUCGGUUCAACCAUAUCCAGCACCGUACCUGGGAAGCCCAAGACUACAAGCUCAAGUGGAUCAGCUAUGACGAUUACAUGAAUACCGACCAAGGUUUACAUCAAGUUGUUCAGCGUCUCUACAACUCGGGACUCGUUUUUCUCGACAAUGUGCCGCUCAACGACGAUAGUGUGACCAAGGUGGCAGAGCGCAUUGGGCCGGUGCAGGAAACUUUUUAUGGUCGUGAUUUUGAUGUCAAGAGCAUCGCCAAUUCACGCAACAUUGCUUAUACAAGCCUUUAUUUGGGAUUCCAUAUGGAUCUGAUGUAUUUGGAUUGUCCACCAGGCAUUCAACUUUUGCAUAGUUUGAAGAAUUCGGUCACGGGUGGCUCCAGCAUCUUUGUGGAUUCGUAUCAUGCUGCCAAGAUCCUCAAGGAACAGCAUCCUGAAGACUAUGAGAUUUUGACAAAGACUCCCGUGACCUUCCAUUACGUGAAUGAUGGUCAUCAUAUGUAUUAUCGUCGUCCUACUAUUGUUGUUGGCGAGGAUGAAAGCAGUGGUCCAGCAUGGAACAUGCAUGUCAAUUACGCUCCUCCUUUCCAAGGCCCAAUGGAUCAUCUUUCCGCCAAGGAUGCCAAACGUUUCUAUCAAGCAUUCCAACGCUUUGCUGAUGUUGUCGAGGAUCCAAAGCUACGCUACGAGUUGACUUUACAGCCUGGUCAAUUAGUCUUAUUUGCCAAUCGACGCGUCCUCCAUGGAAGAACCGAGUUUGAUCCAACCAGUGGUGAUCGCCAUCUCAAAGGAACCUAUCUUACAUUGGAUUCCCUCAAGGAUAAACUUCGUGUCUUGUGUGAAAAGUAUGGGUUCGAUUCAUCCGUCUAG